GAGCAUACUCUGAGUACAACAGUGAAGACAAAUAUCCAAAUGGAAGAGGAUGGGCUAGGCUUGAUAUUAAUCCAGAAUGGGCCUUAUAUCCAGAUAUCCGGUCUAGUGGAAAAAAGUGCAGCGGUGAGAGAUGGAAAACUCCGAACAGGUGAUAUCCUUCUUAAAAUUGGACAUGCCAACGUCUUAGGAUGGACACUGCGAGAACUAAGGCAACUUUUGCACAACACUCCCAUAGGGACAGUUCUACAAAUCCAGGUUUACAGGGAUUUUAUGAAACUACCAGUUCGGUGGGAAGUCGCCUUUCACAACGUGCCAGAAAUACAAGGAACGGAGAUAACGGACAUAUCAAGUUGUGGAAGUGAAGAUGCCUGGACUAGCAGCGAAGGCUCGGCUGAUGAUGGCAAUGCAAAAAGGCCUGAUGCUGAUGAGAAUUGGAUUGGUGGGGGCCAUGCAGUUAGCUUCGAUGACGACGGCGUCUGCACUUCAACUGGAGUCACUUGCGCGACUCUUCAUAACAGAGCUGCACCCUCAGACACUUUCCGUAACGUUAAAGCGGUACGGUCGCUUUCUUUCGACCCUUCUAACCAACCCAAAUGGAUCUCGAAAGACUGGCACAUCUUCGAAAGGAAAACCUACACAUUCACCGUGGGUUCAGACAUUGGCUGCGACAUUAUGGUCCAUAAAGAUUUUGAAGUCGAAAGUGACACUGACGUUUCAACGUCGUAUUUAACAUCUUCUUCGCCGUAUUGGACUAUGUCAAAACAUCGUGCCGAGUCAUCAAUGUCAUCUACUUCUUCCUCUGUGUCGGACGCAUUUUGGCUUGAAAACUUUGCUUAUGAAUUCGAACAGUAAGGCAAACAGAUCCAGGUUUGCACCUCCAGAAACCACAUUUCUUAAGUUGGAUCCAAUUAGCUGGAUUUUCACUCAUAACUCAUCCUUCAACUGAAAACCUGUUUUCAUUUGUUCGGC
Elgaria multicarinata webbii is the source of this 969-nucleotide messenger RNA. RefSeq names its product PDZ domain containing 9 (gene PDZD9). The transcript is spliced from 3 exons. Gene Ontology annotation, molecular function: protein binding. Bases 40 to 852 code for a protein of 270 amino acids. The record is from RefSeq and is a predicted model, not a curated record. Lineage: Eukaryota; Metazoa; Chordata; Lepidosauria; Squamata; Anguidae.